This is a messenger RNA of Podarcis lilfordi (Lilford's wall lizard), 17572 nucleotides long. The record is from the annotation of a GenBank genome assembly. NCBI's taxonomy places the organism in Eukaryota, Metazoa, Chordata, Lepidosauria, Squamata, Lacertidae.
CCCGUCUGUGGCGUUUGUUUGGGUCUAUAAGAAGCCCGCGGUGCUGCGUAACGGCGUCGGGGGGGAAGAUGGAGGGCUACUGGUGUUUUCUGGCGCUGCUGGCGUCGGCGCUGCUGCUGGGCUUCUGCUCCGUCGUCUUCGCCCUCGUCUGGGUUCUGCACUACCGCGAGGGGCUCGCCUGGGACGGGGGGAACGCCGAGUUCAACUGGCACCCGGUGCUCCUCAUCACGGGCUUCGUCUUCGUGCAAGGGAUCGGUGCGUAAAAGCGCGCAAGUUGCAGGGAGCAAGCGGCGCGGUGCCCGCAGGCAGAGCUUUGCGCGCCCCUUGGAGAGGCAUCGAGGGGGUGGGAAAGCGCGGGGAAUCGGCGUUGGGGGGGGGGGUCGAGAAAGCGGGAGGGGUGCUUCUCUAAACUUCUUUGGAAAGUGUUUAUUUGAAUAUGGUGGGGGGGGAUUGUGUACCCUUGAAAACGUUGGCAGCGUUGAGAUAAAUUCAACAGUGUAAAAGAAGUUUGGACGGAUGUAAGAAUGGAAUACUGAAUGGUUUAGUUUAUGUAUACGCAGGGAUUUAUGAUACCCAAAAGGAACCACGGAAAGAGAAGAAGGGAAGUCACUGAUAUUUUAAGGAGGUCUAAAUGAGCAUUCUAAGUUGUAAAACAGAAAAUUUAAUAAAAAUUAUACACGGAGAGGAAGGGGGCUGCUUGCAUCUCAGCAACAGGGCAGCUGCCCCAAACUUCUGCGGCUGGUUAGAAAGCAUUGAAAUUUGUUUAGGUGUGUAGCGACAGCAGCUAGGGUUCUUUUUUGGGCAAGGAAGAACUUCCCACGAAAGAAAAAUGGAUAAGUCAGCUGGCUAUGCAGAACUGGUGAAAUUAACAGCAAAAUCCAGAGCGAUGACAAAUAGCAACAACAGCAAUAAUGUUGUUUUUUGUACCCCACCCAUCUGACCGGGUUGCCCCAGCCACUCUGGGCGGCUUCCAACAGAGAUCACCUCUGACGAUGAGUGUUUUAUGGAAGAAUGGAUGCCUUUUUUGGACUGUUAGGAGUACGAUGAACUCGCGAGCAGGAUUUGAUCUAUGAACAACAGAAGGGAUUCGAUUAUAGAGGUUAUAAUUUAAUAAACAGAAGGAAGUAAAGUUCAGCAGAAGGGGGGAAUCGAAAACUCCAUGGAGGACGGGGCGGGAAAUUGACACAAAUAAGAGAAAAGUCGAACUUGCGUUUUCAGUGAAUGUGUUAAAAAUGGGGGGGGGGGGGGAGAGAGGAGAAAAAGAAAGUGAAUGUGCACUUGCUAAGACUGCGUGGCGACUUGGGAGUAAACCAAAGAAGAAGAAGUUCCAUUGAACUGAAUGGGGAUUGCUGAGUUUUCUUGGAGCUACAGAAGGCUAUGUUUUAUAACUCUUCAGUUUUGCUGCGUUCAGUUGGCCAGGAUUGCAGCCUCAAUUUCUUCAGCAAAAUUAAGAUCGCAGCUGCCACUACUUCUGCUUUUUUCUGCAACAAGUUGAAACUCUUGAAAGCGGCUCUGUUGCACGCAGCCAGAAUUGUUAGCACACAGAUCAGUCCCAGAGCGCAGGGCUCUUUAAGUAUUCCAUGUUGCUGAAUUCUUGGCUCCCCGCCCCCGGGGGGGGGGGUAAGGCAGAAUGCAGAACGCAUUCAUUGUCCAGAGAACUGUGCAGUGCAAAACAUACUUGACUCAUUUCUGAGUACUGUAAAUGUGAUCCAGCAGUGUGCUACAAAAAUGCAUUCUUCUGAGGCGUAGUCCACUUAUUUAAUUACACAAUCAGUUUCUUAUACAACCAGCAAAGAAGAAGAAGAAGAAGAAGCCUUCUAUCCCCCACUCCCUCCAAUGACUGCAUUUUUUGUGGCAGGGUCACAACCACAUCUGGAUUCCGUCAAGCGUAUUCCAUUGAGCCAGGAAGGCUUAACAUUAUCUGUGCUUCCUGUUUACCGAUGUUUGACUCACUUGAUGUGAACUGAAAAGUGGAAUGUUUGAGCCUCCUUGUUUUUCUUUUCAUUAGGGGAUUGAUUUGAUUUUGCUUAAGUUGUUUCAUCAUGUUGUAAAUUGGGGGGGGGGGGGGUUUAUCUACCAUGACUGAGCUGGAUAGUGCAUGAGCAAGAAAAAUAAUGUCUUUAAGGUGGGAAACUGGUACAUGUAUACCCAGAGACUUAAUCUGAGUAGAUUUGUCUUAAGAUUUUAGCCCAAGGCUGUAGAUGAUAAUAGCUGCCUUGGGAGCAUUGUGCAGUUGGUAGAAAAUUAACACACUCGGGCCUUGACCAGCACAUUCCGCAAUCCAGCACGCUUGCAAGGAUUGCAGUGGAAGGCCAUCUGUGGCUACUAGCCAUGAUUAUUAUGCUCUCAAUAGCAGUUGGAGGCAGUAAUACUUAACAAUGGCCGUUGCUGAAGACCACAGGAGGGGAGGUUACUCUUGGGGUUGUAUCCUGCUUGCAGUUGUAUCCUGGUUGGCCACUGUGAAAGCAGGAUACUGGUCUAGAUGGGCAGCCAUUGGCCUGAUCCAACAGGCUCUUCUUAAAUAUUUAAGUUUUUUUUAUCUCCCCUGCCCAGCCAAAAUUUGUGGCCGAAAACAGGCUGUCCUCACGCAGCCCACUAUCAGUAACACUGCAUGUCUACUCAAGAAGACGUAUCAGGCUCAAUAGGGCUUACUCCCAAAUAACUGGAUAAGAUUACAACCUUGAACGUAUGUUUUGCAUCCAUAUUGUCUUAUUUCUUCGUGCUUCUGUUUUGACUAAGGCUGCAGUCCUACAAAGUUUUAUACAGUUACCUUGGAAUAUGCUCCAUUGAAAACACUGAGACUUUUGAGUAGACGUGAACAGUGGUACCUCGGUUUCCGAGCGCCUCGGAAGCCAAACGCAGAGCCGUCUUUCCCAUGGGGCUUAGUGGUGCGUCGCGCCAGGGCGCCGGCCUCUCAGGGGCGCCCCAGCAAGUGGGGGAGCUGCGCGGCUUUGCCGGUGGCCUCCCCUUUUCCUGCACGCCCGCCAUAAUGAUGGCGGGUGCAGAACUCCUCCCAAGCCUCUGCGGGGAUCACUCUCCCGCAGCGGCAUGGGGGAGAGUUGUGGAGGCCCCCGGAUGGUUGGCAGUGUGCAGCUACGGCCACCCCAACACUAUCCGUGGUAAUUUGGGGGCGCUGGGCGGAUAUUUGCACCCGGCACCGCAUCUGCUAAAGACGGCCCUAGCCAAACGUUUUGGUUUUCGAAUGCCGAAAACCAGGAAGUAAAUGCUUCCAUUUUCAAACGCACCUCGGAAGUUGAACGGCUCCAGCUGCGUUUUUUUUCCAUUUUCUCCAUUUACUUUGCAGACCGCCCUUUGCGCCUGGGUUGUCGAACAUUUCGGAAGUUGAACGGUCUUCCGGAAUGGGUUACGUACGACAACCGAGGUACCACUGUAUAUGGUAUUGCACUGUAAGUGCAGUUAUAGUGCUGGGUUGGUUUCGCGUAAUUCUCAAAGCAAUUAGUUUUAAUAGCAUCCGGUAAUAAGAGGCACUAAAGCUGGAGAAUAAAGACAAUAUUACAAUUCACAUUUAAAAGCAAGGGUAUUUGCUAUGAUAGAAAAUUGGAAAAAGAAGACAUCUACAGUUCAGUCCUGUACAGAAGUCCCACUGAGUUCAGUGAGUUUGGUUGAUUGUUUAUUUAAUUUCUAUACCACUUAAUAUAUUAAAAAUAUUUUAAGCGAUGUACAGAGAACUGAAGCAACAUCAAACAACUUAAACAAAAUAUUACAAAAAUACACAGUUGCAUAUAAAAAUGUUGCAUAUAUCUAUAUAUAUAUCAAUUCAUUUUCCUUCUGACAUUUUCCAGUAUAGAAUUACAACCUUAAGCUUAAAACUGUAUGUUAUGCUGCAGCAUGUCAGUAUACUAAGGUAAAGGACCCCUAGACAGUUAAGUCCAGUCAAAGGUGACUGGGGUUGCGGCGCUCAUCUCGCUCUCAGGCCGAGGGAGCUGGCAUUCGUCCACAGACAGCUUUCUGAGUCAUGUGGCCAGCAGGACUAAACCGCUUCUGGCACAACGGAACACCGUGACAGAAACCAGAGCACACGGAAACGCUGCUUAUCUUCCCGCCGCAGUGGUACCUAUUUAUCUACUUGCACUGGUGUGCUUUCGAACUGCUAGGUUAGCAGGAGCUGGGACAGAGCAAUAGCAGCUCACUCCGUCACAGGGAUUCAAACUGCCGACCUUCUGAUCGGCAAGCCCAAGAGGCUCAGUGGUUUUUAGACCAUAGCGCCACCCACGUCCCUAUGUCAGUAUACUAUUUAGAACAGGGGUGGGGGAACUUGUGGUUCUCUAGAGCUUGUUAGACUGGAGUUCCCAUCAGCUGUAGCCAACAUGGUCAUUGGUGAGAGAUGAUGCGAUUUGUAAUCCAGCAACAUUUGGAAAGCCAAGAUUUUCCCACCCCCCUAUUGAUGCUGAGAGGGAAGUGGCAAGUAAGAUGAGGAGCAGAGAUGAUAUUAAGAAGUACAAUAAUCUUAUUAAUGGUUAGUUCUUUUUUCUCAACUGCGUUUUAUUUUUGUCCCCCACUUUUUGAGGGAGCAACACUUUGCUUCCUAAUGUUGAUUUAAAAUUUCUUAUUUGGGUACCCAUCGCUGCAUUGUAAAGGUAAAGGUAAAGGGACCUCUGACCAUUAGGUCCAGUCGUGGCCGACUCUUGGGUUGCGACGCUCAUCUUGCUUUAUUGGCCGAGGGAGCCGGUGUACAGCUUCCGGGUCAUGUGGCCAGCAUGACUAAGCCGCUUCUGGCGAACCAGAGCAGCGCACAGAAACGCCGUUUACCUUCCCGCCGGAGCGGUACCUAUUUAUCUACUUGCACUUUGAUGUGCUUUCGAACUGCUAGGUUGGCAGGAGCAGGGACCGAGCAACGGGAGCUCACCCCGUCGCGGGGAUUCGAACCACCGACCUUCUGAUCGGCAAGUCCUAGGCUCUGUGGUUUAACCCACAGCGCCACCUGUGUCCCUAUAAAAUGGUGUUGAGGUGCAGAGGGGAGUUUGGUAAGCAAACUGACAAGAUGCGACAUAAAGAAGGUAUAACUUGGGUACGAGAGGACAGGGUGACGUAAAGGGAGAGAACUCUUCGCACAGCCUGACAAGACUAAGAAUGCCUAUCAAGAAUGCGGGAAGACAAAGGGAGUAUUGAGUUGUAGAAAAGCAGAAGGGUAUGUGGAAAAUGAAAGAACUUGAACUCUGUCUGUGCAUUCCUUUGCAAAAGUCUGUUUUCAGUUCAGCCAGCUUGCCGCAGUUAGGUCACAUUAUUCUUCAGCUUUAGCAAUUGCAUUCACCUGAAUUACCUGUCGCGUUAGACGCACAGUAAUGCAGAACAGCUCACACAACGUAGCUUUUUACGAACGCAUAUAAAAUAUUAUGUGUGCGCUCGUAAAAUUGCAACGUGCAAAUCCAUUUGUGUGGUUUGUAAGUGGAUGUGCCAGGAACAAAAGAAUGUGAUCUGUCACAGGACUAGGUUUUUAUUAGCGUUUGACGCUCUUAUGAGAGGAAGCCAAAAUGCUUCUAAGAAGGGGGGGGGGGAGCUACGUGGACAGAAUUGUGUGCAGCCUUCUUCCUGCCCCAAAAUAAAAUUAUGAUACACUUUUUAAGCAUCUCUGUGCCUGCUUGCCAAAGGCUUAUUAAGCCCCAUUAGACUCAACAAGACUUGUUGGCAUACAGGCAUUCCUAUGAGAAGCUGCAUGUAAGCACUUAAUAGCUGAACUUUCUUUGUUCUUCUGUGUUUAAACUGGUGCUCUUCCCCUCAACCUGUUGAAAACAAGGCUACCAUAUUUCCAGUCUGAAUGUGCUUUUCUUCAACUCCUGGCGGGGGGGGAGAAAAAGCUGUGAAAUUGCAGAAAGGUUGUGUACAGUUGACUUGAAAAGACGUCUUCAAAUGUCAAUAUUGUGCUUCCUAUAGCAUAGGGAAAUAUACAUUGGUUCCAGUUCCAGGACAUUCCAUUUAGGAACAGAGUUUUCUUUAUGACUUAUAUAGUGGAUGUGUAGACCUUGGCAUGCGCUGUACAUAAAUUAGAAUGUUUUAUAAGGCUAUAGAGCCUUAAAGGUGAUGUUGUUCAUAGCAAGCAACUGCUGUUUUCACCCCUUCUUCCUGAACUGGCUUUUUCCUGGCCAGGUGACUGGAGAAGAGUGGGGAAAAUAGAUUGGGUUUAGUCCUUCUACACUGACAUGCCACUUCAGGAAAUCUCAGUUGCCUCCGCCUCCAAGGAACUAUAGAUAAUAAAGUUGUAGGAAGGUUAGGUUUCUUUGUGUCUUUACCACACUGCUAGCCAAUUGCUAGUUUGACAAUCCACACUACACAUUUAAAUCAUAUUCUCCCCCAAAAUGCCAGGAACUGUAGUUUACCCCUCACAGAGCUAUUUCCAAUACCUUUAACAAACGACAGUAUCCAGAAUUAUUUGGGGAACACAUGUGCUUUCAAUAUGCAUUGAGUAGCUCAGUCAGUCGGUAGAGCAUGAAAAACUGAAUCUCAGAGUUGAGAGUUUGAGCCCUUACAUUGGGCAAACGAUUCCUGCAUUGAAGGGAGUUGGACUAGAGGAUCCUUGUGAUCCCUUCCAACUCAACAAUUCUUUGAUUCUCAGAUGUUGCUGGACGCCCAGCUUCCUUCAGCCUCGGCCAGUGUGGCCCAAUGAUCAGGGAAUUCCCCGUUUCUGGAGUUAAAAGAGUUAGUGGCAUCAUGGAAGGAAUGGGCCAAAGUUAAGUGACGUCUCAGCUUGGCAUGUUCCAUUGCUGCAUAACAUGGCUUAUUUAGCAGGAAGCAUCACAGGAAUUUCAUACUGUGCCACGUGAAAAUCUGGUACUCCUCUUGAGCAAGUUUUGGCUUUCGAAGAGGGAGCGCCUUCUUGAGCCAGGCGUCCCUAGCUAAAUCCUCAAAAGCUGAUAUGUACAAUUUGAAUAACACGAGAACGGCCUUUAACAUUCUGGGGAGGGAAAAUAGUUUUCUAAAAAAUUCUGAACUCUUCCCUUUCUUUCUCCAUCUCUAGCAAUCAUCGUGUACCGGUUACCGUGGACCUGGAAAUGCAGCAAAUUCUUGAUGAAAUUAAUCCAUGCUGGGUUAAAUACCAUCGCUCUGGUGCUUGCAGUUAUUGCUCUGGUGGCUGUUUGGGAUUUCCACAAUGCCAAGAGUAUUCCCAACAUGUACAGUCUGCACAGUUGGAUCGGACUGACUGCUGUCAUUUGUUACGCUCUGCAGGUUAGACACCGUUUAUAAACGGCACUUAAAGAGGUGGAAUAAGUUGUUCUGUCUUAUCUUUAUUAACAGUAUGUUUGCACAGCCGAACGGCCUCUGUUUGAAUCGCUUUAAUUGGGCACUUUGUAUUUACCACAAAAAUGCAACAGUUUGUAGGUAGGUAAGCCAAACUCCGUGUGUUCAUUGUGAGCAGAAUAGAUUAUGUAAAAAUGUGCAAGUUUUCUUUAGGCAGGCUAGAUUCUCAGUAUACAAAUUCGUUCAUUUCAAGCACUUUUUUAAAAGAUGCUUUCCCCCUGGUAAUCAAGCAACACCUGGGCUGGGGGUGAGGGAGAAAGAAAGAAAUAGUUUGCAAGCAUCUUGGAAUUGACACCACAGGAUGCCAUUGAAUAGGAAAAACAAGAUUAAAAAAUCUAUCCAUUUCAGUCUUUUCAGGGGAGAGGGGCAUUGAAAUGAUUUCCAAGUACUAAGCCACCAUGCUAAAGAGGAAACAGCAUUCUGUAUGCAGGGUAAAAAUAGAUUUUAUGCAAAGUCAUUGUGUGGGUUCCUGUUCAAACGUUCGCGAUUCCUUUGCCUUUCAAAAGUAAAAAUCUGCCCUGGGUUCAGACAGUUUCCCCUUCCUCCACCUCAUAGUGGAUGGUACCAGGUGUAUUUCAUAUAAGCCCGUACCUGAGGUGGUUUAGAAUGUGAAAUAUACUCGGAGUCGAGGGUAGAUUUCAUGCUCUUUAUUCAGCUCAUAGUGGUGAGGAGGAAUGGAAGUUCCCCCAGAAUGUCUGCUUUAUAUACAUUAUUUACACAAUGGGCCCCACGUGAUUGGCUAAUUCCGGGAUUCUCCUGUAGGCCAAGCAGAUUGUGGAUUCACUUCCACCUGGAGCUGGAUUGGGUGGCUCCUGUGGACCAAUCAGACUGCUGCAUUCUGUAUCCUAUUGUUCUAGGACCAAUCAGACUGCUGCAUUCUGGAUCCUAUUGUUCUAGGACCAAUCAGAUUGCUGCAUUCUGAAUCCUAUUGUUCUAGGACCAAUCAGACUGCUGCAUUUUGGAUCCUAUUCAACUCAGUACAUAACAGAAUGGUUCUUUAAAAUGGUAGACGAAGGAAGAGAAAUGUUUGAUUCAGUGUGAAGCUCUGCAGCAGUAACAGGGAGCCUGUGGCUCUCUAGUCAGUGUUGGGCUACAGAUUCCUUCAGCCUCGGCCAGCAUUUUCAGGGAUAAUAGGAGAUGCCCUUCGGAUGCCCUGCUGAUCUACCAGAGGACCCCCACCCCUAUUCUAAAGCUCCCAUAUAAUGGAAAUUCUUCAGGAACACUUGAAAGGUGAAGGGAAACCCAACGGUAGGAGCUUAAAAAGCAGUGGGGGCCUGGACACAAGAUAGCCACUGAGAUUCAGAAGUAAGCCUCAAAUAUCGAUGGGGCCUGAAUCAAUUCCGGCUAUUGGGAUUUCUGGUAAAGUUGCCUGACGCCACUGUUCACAGAAGAUAAGAGCUCACCAGCGCUGCGUUUCCUCAUCCUUUGGAACUCUCUUCUUAGAGAAUCAAGACUGGCUCCUUUUCCUUCCACCUGCAGGUGAAGACUGUUUUAUUCCUGCAGGGUAUUGGGAACUGGCUGCUUUUAAGGAAAGGGCUUUUAAGAGUGCUGUGCUGUUUUUAUCCGUAUUUUAAUGGGUUUGUUUUUAUAUCCGUUUAACUUUGCUACAUUUUAAAUGCUUUCUAAGCAUCAGCUUUUAUAUGUGUUGUUAGCUUUCUGUGUUUUAUUCAUAUUUGCUUUAAUUAUUGUGAGCCGCCUUGAGUCCUGGUUCUGGGAGAAAGGCGGGAUAUAAAUAAAAUAAUAAUAAUAAUAAUUUAUUAUUUAUUCCCCGCCCAUCUGGCUGGGUUUCCCCAGCCACUCUGGGUGGCUUCCAACAAAACACUAAAAUACAAUAACCUAUUAAACAUUAAAAGCUUCCCUAAACAGGGCCGCCUUCAGAUGUCUUCUAAAAGUUUGGUAGUUAUUUUUCUGUUUGACAUCUGGUGGGAGGGCGUUCCACAGGGCGGGUGCCACUACCGAGAAGGCCCUCUGCCUGGUUCCCUAUUACUUGGCUUCUCGCAGCGAGGGAACCGCCAGAAGGCCCUUGGCACUGAACCUCAGUGUCCAGGCAGAACGAUGGAGAUGGAGACGCUCCUUCAGGUAUACUGGGCCGAGGCCGUUUAGGGCUUUAAAGGUCAGCACCAACACUUUGAAUUGUGCUUGGAAAUCUACUGGGAGCCAGUGUAGGUCUUUCAAGACCGGGGUAAUAUGGUCUCGGCGGCCGCUCCCAGUCACCGGUCUAGCUGCCGCAUUCUGGAUUAGUUGUAGUUUCCGGCUCACCUUCAAAGGUAGCCCCACAUAGAGCGCAUUGCAGUAGUCCAAGCGAGAGAUAACUAGAGCACGCACCACUCUGGCGAGACAGUCUGCAGGCAGGUAGGGUCUCAGCCUAAUCCACAGAGUGAAUGCAACACAGCGAGUAGCACCGUUUUGUGUGUUUUUCGCCCCACAUUGUUCGCCACAGCAGCUGUGUGGUGGGACCUACUUUGAGGAUGAAAGCGCUCGCUCUUUGUGCCCACUCAAAACUGGUCUGUCAGCUCCAUGGAUGAGUGCCCAGCUUGCUUGUGUUGCGGCUGGCUCUUUGGUUUGGAGGUGCACACAAGGAAUGCGCCGGCUUGGAUUUUAGCUGACGAGGGCUUUGUUUAUUUGCUUAGGGAGACGUUUCAAGACAGCUGGGACGAGCGAAGUAACCCAUCGACAAAUAACAUGUUCAACUGCCCUCAUUUCAUGCUUGCUAAACAACAUAUCAGAAUAAUAAGCAACAGAGCAGUUGGUUCUUAGGCAGACAAUCCUUAUUUAAAACCAUUUUUAAGAUUAAAUAAAUAUGUUCUUGUUUUCUUUAAUAUCUUGAAAUGACCUCAUCUUCUCUGUUGUGUAAGAUGAUGAGCAUUUAAAGUGAACGUGUAGCAUUUUCAGAAAUAUGCAACCUUAGCUCCAUACAUGAUGGCGAUAUUUUGCCAACAAGUUAAGAGCUCUGGUCUUAAACGAUAUAGUUUUAAUGAGCUUAAGCAUUACUGUCACCUUUCUUUAAUCACUAUUUAGAUAAGUUGAAUCUGUUUCUGGGUAUGGUCACUGUUUGGUCUAGAGGUUUUCAGUGCCUUCCACAUAAAAGUACAGCUAAGAAAACUACAUUAAAUAUUUCUUCCCUAACGUCCUUUACAUCAGAUGUCAAGGAAAUAAACAACUAGCUGACUUUUAGAAGACAUCUGAAGGCAGCCCUGUUUAGGGAAGUUUUUAAUGUUUGAUGUUUUAGCGUGUUUUUAAGAUUCUGCUGGGAGCUGCCCAGAGUGGCUGGGGAAACCCAGCCAGGUGGGUGGAGUAUAAAUAAUAAAUAGUAAUUAUAAUUAAUACCCCUAUUUUUGCCUGCCCAUUUGUGGAGCAGCAUCCUUGUUGAGAUACAGCAGGCUUCCACUAUUAGCAAUUUCCAGAAACAACUUAAAUGUUUGUGGGGGUUUUGCUUUUUUGGCCAGGUUGGGAAUUGGGUCUCUUUUUUGCUUGGAUGAUGGCUUGUAUUGUGUUUAAAUCUACUUUUAGGUGUGUGUGUUUCUAUUGCAUGAUUGUAAAUAUUGUCAAAAUAUAUAUGAAAGGCGAUUCAUAAACCAUAAUAGUAGUAAUAAAUCCCUUUAAUAUACCGUAUUUUUCACCCCAUAGGGCGCACCGGCCCAUAGGGUGCACCUAGUUUUGGCGGGGGGAAUAAAGAAAAAAAAUUAUUUCCCUCCCCAGGCGCAGGGCUGGGGCGGGGGAAGCCCGAGCUUCCCCCGACCCCAGCCCCCAGAACAGGCUGCUCUCCGCAAGCCGUGGGAGCCUGGCGCGACUUCCAGACUUCCUAGGGAGCCCGCUGCGCGGCCCAGGCUUUGAGAUGCAGGCAGCUCUCCGCAAGCUGUGGGAGCCUGGCGGGAACUCCCGCGGGCUCCCAAGGCUUGCAGACAGCUUCCUGAAGCCUGGAGAGCGAGAGGGGUCGGUGCGCACCGACCCCUCUCCCUCUCCAGGCAUCAGCGAAAGCCUGCAUUCGCCCCAUAGGAUGCACACACAUUUCCCCUUCAUUUUUGGAGGGGAAAAAGUGCGUCCUAUAGGGCGAAAAAUACGGUAAUUAUGGGGAACAUUAUAUUUCCAUUACAGCUUCCAAAACAUAUUCCAGUAGUUGUUGGGCUUAGAACAUUUUUAUCACAUGUGAUGAAACAGCCUGGAGGUUUUAAAAAAUCAAGUUAUAGGAAACAUAGACCUUAGCUUGCUGCUCUGCUUCUGUCCUUCUUCCUUGUAGUGUUUAUAGGCAGACUAGGGAGCAAGUGAAUUCCAUCGGACGUAGGACCGGGAGCGGCCAGCUCACUACCGAAAAUUAUUUUCCCUCUUUUGCACUGUUCAUCUUGCUUUGCCUGUUCAUUAAAAAGAAAGACUUGGAAAUGAGUCACACCCACUCCUAAUUUGAUAUUUUACCCUUCUGUCUGGUUCUCGUUUGCUUUUCUGCUCUACAAGGCAAGAGGGCAUAACUCUGCUUUGCAUUGCUUGGGCUUCUGGCUCCACAUUUGAACAGCAUCCUCCUCUUGGCUUCUGUCUGUAUUGCAUGCGUGUUUGACAGUUUAUGCAUCUCAGUAGGCUCUGGCCCACGGAAAUUUAUGCCGCAAUUAAUUGGAUAUUCUUUAAAGCGCCGCAGGACUCCUUGGCUGAGUUAGCAUGGAAGGGUAAGCCAAACUGGGACUUAUCUUGAACAUGUGAGUGGGUGCGCUCCCAGAGAAUAUAUCAUGGCUGCUUCAAUCCUUUUCCUUAAAUUUUUUUUUUUUUUCAGUUUUACAAUUACUGUAUUGGUCCAAAUAUAAGCCUCACCCAAAUAUAAGCUGCACCUUUAAAAUUAAAAGGGGGAGGAGAGAGAAAGACAAUGCCCUAAUACAGGGAUCAGCAAACUUUUUCAGCAGGGGGCCGGUCCACUGUCCCUCAGACCUUGGGGGGUGGACUGUUUUUUGGGGGGGCGGGGGAAUGAAUGAAUUCCUAUCCCCAACAAAUAACCCAGAGAUGCAUUUUAAAUAAAAUCACACAUUCUAUUCAUGUAAAAACACUAGGCAGGCCCCACAAAUAACCAAGAGAUGCAUUUUAAAUAAAAGGACACAUUCUACUCAUGGAAAAACAUACUGAUUCCUGGACCGUCCGGGGGCCGGAUUGAGAAGGCUAUUGGGCCAGAUCCAGCCCCCGGUCCUUAGUUUGCCUAAAAAGGUAAAGGUACCCCUGCCCGUACGGGCCAGUCGUGUCUGACUCUAGAGUUGUGCGCCCAUCUCACUUCAGAAGCCGGGGGCCAGCAAUGUCCGGAGACACUUCUGGGUCACGUGGCCAGCGUGACAAAGCUGCUCUGGCGAGCCAGGACCAGCGCAGCACACGGAAACGCUGUUUACCUUCCCGCUAUAAAGCGGUACCUAUUUAUCUACUUGCACUUAAGAGUGCUUUCGAACUGCUAGGUGGGCAGGAGCUGAGACCGAACGACGGUUAGUUUGUCUACCCAUGCCCUAAUAUAAGCCACUUGCUUAAAAUUCUGCAGGCACUCGCACCCGUUCUGUUUUACCGUAUGUCUGUUUCAGCAGCGAUAUCGUAAAAGCCCAUUUUUGUAAGGUCGCGAAUUUAAGCCGCACUUUCAACUUUUCACAGUCAGAAUUUGGGGGGGGGGGUGAGGCAUAAGUGAGGUACGUCAUUUCCCACUCUUGUACAGUAGUUAUUUUAGUCCUUCUGUUUGUGUUUAAACAACAUAUACCAGUAAAAUAACUUGCUCUUUCUGUGUAGCUUGUUCUAGGUGUUGCUGUCUUCCUGCUUCCCUUUGCUCCCGGUUCUCUUCGGGCAACCUUGAUGCCAAUUCAUGCUUAUUUUGGCCUUCUAAUCUUCGGAACGGUGAUUGCGACAGCCCUCAUGGGAUUCACAGAAAAACUUAUUUUUGCUUUGUAAGUAUUUUUUAUUUACGCCGUCGUAGAUAAAAAAAGGUCUUGGUGUUUUUCUUGUUUGGUCUCAAGCGCUGCUCUUAUAACAGCUUUCUUUUUCCAGAUCGAGCCCUGGAUAUCAAUAUAAAGAUUCUCCCCCAGAGGCCAUCUUUGUCAACGUUCUUGGUGUUCUGAUCUUGGUCUUUGGUGCUGUUGUUUUGUGGAUGGCAACAAGGCCCCACUGGAAGCGCCCGCAGGAGCCGGAUUUGAAAAUCUCUCACCGAAACGGAGGAACGCUUGACAAAGAGGGAUCGACUAUGACGGACUGCAGCAACGCGGAGAAGUCUGACGUGGAGUUCAACAGCGAGGCAGCCAGGAAACGCAACCUGAAACUGGACGAAGCUGGUCAGAGGUCAACCAUGUGAAGGUGUUGGGAGCUACAGCCGUACAUCUCUCAAUACCAAAAGGGCUAUUUUUCUCCCUCGCCUCUUUAGCUGUGCAACAACACAAUAUAUAUUGCUUGCUUAGUGCUACGGGGAUAUUCAUUGAUGACGAGGCGGCAAGGACUUUGAUUCUAGAAGAACUCGUGUUUAUUGGUCAGUUGUUCUGAAUGUAACUUUUCAUUGACAUGGGGCUGGAAUGAAGCAUGUCAGUUUUCCGCUGGUACAAGGCCUGUUGUCUUGGCAAAUCUCUUUGAGGAGCAGCUUGCCAGUGUGGUGCUCCAUUCCUUCCCAUAUUUUGGGGGUGAGCAGAUCCUAAAACCAUCGCCAUGACAAUUUUAUCACUAAAACCAAUAAAACGUUAGGGUGUUUGUAACGGAAGGGUCUCUAGAAAAAUGGCUAUAAACCAGUUAGGAGAAAAAUAGCACAGGUAUUGAAAGAGAGGAAAUGUUUUGGGGGGCAGACAUCGCAUAAAGAUUUGCCAAAAUGAUUACAAUCUUCCUAUGAGUGUUGCUCAUAUCAGCCCUUAUAGUCUCAGAGGUGCAAUCAGAGUUCUGUUUGUGCCGUUCCAGGUUAUCUUACACAACUGGCAUGGCAACAUCUAACUCCUCCAUCCCUUGAUUUCACACAAGCUUUGGUGUUUAGGUUUUUUUUUUACAUUGCACACUUCAUCUCAUGUUAAACCACAUAAUUUGCACCCUAACAAUAUUGGAGGGCACAGUCCAUCAAGCCACGGCUACCAAGAGUGUUUCUGCACAACAGUGUGAAAUUGAUAUAGGCUGCUCAGCCACUGUGUUUGGAUUAAAAUGGUCCCUUGACUCCAGUGGGACAAAAAUCCAAUAUAAGUGGAAGGAUGUUUGCAUCCUAAAGCAGUCCUCUUCAAAACACUUUGGAAUAUUGACCUCUUAAAGGCACUGGUAGAACUAUGUUCAAUAACUGUAAGAAGAAUGAUGACAUGCUUUGCACACUUUUCGCUAUAGGAAAACUUUAUGCAAAAGCAUUUUACCUUUAGUUUACAGCCUGCACUUUGUAACUUUACAAAAAAAAACAAAGCCCUCGCCACGGUCACAUUAUUACAGUCAAUAUUCUAAUUCUCCAAAAUAAAUUCAUUUGGCACAGCACACAGACGAGUAACUACUUCCCGUUUAUAUGCCAAAUAGCAAUCUGACGAUACGGUACCCUCAUUCAGCUAAACAAACCAUAAUGCUAUUUAUUUAAAGAGCUGGCUGCUAUUUAUAGUUGCAUCAUUUGUUAAAGGGUCUUCUUUAUAAGAGCUGCAGUUUCUAUUUUUUUUUUAAAUGAUAUUAAGAAUUUUAAAAUUACAAGAAAAACAAAAAGAAAAAGAAAGAAAAAACAAAAGAAAAACAAACCACAGUCAAGCAAUACAAAUUGAUAAAAAUCAAAAUCAAAAAGUAACAACAAAACACAUAACACAUGACAAUCCAAAAGCAAAAAUAAACCACAAAAAUUUAAAAACAAAUCCAAUAUUCCAAAAUCCUUAACUGUCAUUGCCUUAUUUCAUCGACCUCCUCACUCGUCCCUUUUUUGUAUCCUAGUUGUUAAUUAUCACAGCAAAUCCUUUCCAUUUUUCAUAAUAUUCUGUCAUUAAAUUACCUUAAUCUAUUUUAACCUUAUCUUACUAUAAAAGACCCUAAAACUUAAAACUUAUAUCUUAUUUAUAUCAGUUUCUCAUAACCAUAACAUAUUCUUACAUAAUUCCUUUAACAUUUUUGCUAAAGCCAAAUGAUUUCGUUCCAACAUUUUUCUAACAUUCAUCAAUUUUAUAAAACAAUCCUAAUAAAAAAUUUUUAAAAAAAACUUUCAUCCAAUCUUCAUCCAGCGUCUCUUCCUCCUGGUCCCGGGUUUGUCAGUCCUUUCUAUCCCAUCAAUCUAGCUCAUUAACCUGGUAAUCUUAUGUCCGAGGCCCUUAAGUCUCUUCCAUGUCCCUUCCGCAGCUCUUCUUCAUAUUUAUACCUGUACUUUACUUUGUCUCCUGCUCCUUUCACUCGUGGAAACUCCAACUUGACAGUGUUUUGACCCUUCUCGACAAAUCAGCCCCUUUUCCAUAGUCCACACUAAACUCCAUGUGGUAUUUAAAAACAUGUUUCAAAAUCCCUCCAGAAUUAAGAGCCCCCACAACCCCAAACAUCUCACGGUCCAUUGCCAGACUUGGAAAGUCAAAACAUCCCUGCAUAGGGGGGUCUAUCCAACCCCCCAUUUCCAAACCAAACAAAACUCUAUCUCUCCAAGCCUGGCUUUUUCCAAGUUCAUUUGUCAAAUCCAACAACUCGUGUUCCUGCUGGGCCACAGCUCCCUGCAUCUCUGGCGCCCAAGAUCCAGCAACAUCCUCUUCCCUCAUCUGAUCUGUCAGAGCACACUCCUGAUUUGAUUCCAAGCUGCAGUUUCUAAGAGAUCCGGGGAGGGAAGGAGGUUACAAAGAAAACGCCUUGGAAUUGAAACCGGAACCUUUAUCAUGGACACAUUAGGGAAUGUUACAUAAUUUUGUAAAAUGUAAGGAAGCCAGCUUCACUCUAGGUAAUGCUAAGCAGUAUAUUCAGCAGUUAUUUUUAAGAUCUCGGGCUAGCUUCAAUUCUGAAAGCACUAUGCUGAGAUUUUCCCAAAAGGAGUAGUGAUUCUGGAAUGAUUUCUUAGGGCAUUGGGAUAUAACCGGAAAUCUAUGGAAGCUUGUUGACUGUUGUACAUAUAUGUUGUAAAUUGUCAGUACAGUCAUACCUCGGGUUAAAGACGCUUCGGGUUAAAUCUUUUCAGGUUGCGUCCCACGGCAACCCGGAAGUAACGGAAUGGGUUACUUCCGGGUUUCGCUGCUUGUGCAUGCACAGACGCUCAAAAUGACGUCAUGUGCAUGCGCAGAAGCGGCGAAUCGCAACCCGCAGGCGCAGGUUGCCUUCUGCUCAGAUUGCGAACGGGGCUCCGGAACAGAUCCUGUUCGCAGCCAGAGGCACCACUGUAUCUGCUGAUGUGAUUUUACAGAAAAUUGCAUCCGGACCGUCAGGGCCAAAUCUGCUGUUUGUGUCUCUUCGUUAUAAAAAUUCUCUGGUAUUGUUUAUGGCUCAAAACUGAAACAUGCUGGUUUUCAUUGUGUAAAGAAAAGGCUUUUAUAUUUUGUACUACCCUGUUCUACUGAAUUCUAAUGAAAAUCAGCACUUGUCUGUGAAUGAACAGAGCUGAUCGGAAGCUAAGCUGGAUACGUGCAUGCCCAUCUUCUGACCAGGCCUACUGGGGGAAAGAGUGAACAACCUCUGUGAAUGGCCUGUUCUGGAAACCUUUCUGCAGCCCUUGUUAGCAAUGCAAUGGGAAGCGAGCCUGAGAGAAGUCUUAGCAUACAUAAACAAUCCCUUUGCCCCCCAUGGCAUGUGACCGUGGUUGGGUGUCACGUGAUAGAGGGUGUGGCCAUAUUCUUUCUCACACUCUCAUUUCCUUUGGUUUUAUAUGUAAGCCCAGGACAUCCAUCAUGAUGAGCUUCCAUAUCAUCAACUUUUGAAAAGUGAACUUCCUGAACAGAUCAGUCUGUUAAUGUUCGGUGUGGUGUUCGUGGCCAAGCUAAUACCAUCUCAUGCCUGUUCAGCAAGCUGUGCAAUAGUUUGGUAAGCUCUGGCUCUGGCAGUGUCAAAAAAUGUUGAAAGUUGUAUUAUGCUAGCCCUCGUUAUUUUGAAAAACUUAUAUGGCUGCAAUAUUGUUUUUUAUUAUAUCAAUGGCUGCCUUAUUUCAUAAAAUCAGUAGCUGAAGGUAUGCUUCUCAUUAAGUAUAUUUAAGAAGAUACAUAGGGUAUUGUAAAUAAGAAUAAGCAGUGUAUAUUGGUAAUGAUAACUUGGCUCUUAUAGAAGGAAAUGGAAAUAUUUUGUAAUUUCCUAAUUACCAAAGAUGUUGCGUUUUUAAAAAAUGCAUUUGAAUAUAUUCCAUUUGCAGAGCUUAUUUUGCAGAGCAAAAGGGGGGCAAAUGUUUUGUUACGUUUCCUUUUUUAUAUUGCAAUAAAAGUUAUGAAGUCUU